ACCGUCCAAAUGUGCUAAGGUACAAUACUAUUGCGUGUUGUUGUUAAUUUAUCCUCUUGCCAAACAAGAAACGCAAAACCAAACAACUAAAAAAUUCUCUUUGAAAUUCCUCAUCAAGUUUUGGGAAGAUGAUGCAUAUGACUCUCUACUGGGGCAAAAAGGUUACGAUUUUGUUUGAUUCAUGGAAAACCGAUUCAUGGACCAGCUAUUUCCUUUCUCUUCUUGCGUGCUUCCUCGUCUCCGUUUUCUACCAGUACAUGGAGGAUCGCCGCCUCCGCUUCAAGCUCCUUUCUGUCAAAACCCAAAAGUUGUCCAAUGGGUCGGCUGCCCUCAACAGCCCUUUACUCUUGUCCAAUUUCGCCAGCAGAGGCGGCAAAUGGGCUGCAUCAAGAUUUGCCGGGGCGAUUUUAUUUGGAGUCAACUCUGCGAUCGGUUAUCUUCUUAUGCUGGCCAUCAUGUCUUUUAAUGGCGGAGUGUUUAUAGCGGUGGUUGUGGGGCUUGCAAUUGGGUACUUGGUUUUCAGGUGCAGCGAUGAAGAAGUGGUGGUGGUGGAGGACAAUUCAUGUGCUUGUUCUUGAGUCUUAAAAUAUUUUUCAUUUUCGAUCUUGAAUCUGUUAGAUCAUAUGUAAAGUUUACUGAAAUGAAUAUUCGCAUUAUUUUUACUGGAUAUGUUAUGUAAUUCUAUCUUCUUUGGGAUGUGGUAUAUUUUCUUGAUUGUUUGCU
Olea europaea var. sylvestris is the source of this 723-nucleotide messenger RNA. RefSeq names its product copper transporter 5.1-like. The transcript has a single exon. NCBI's taxonomy places the organism in Eukaryota, Viridiplantae, Streptophyta, Magnoliopsida, Lamiales, Oleaceae. The coding region runs from base 129 to 578 and encodes 149 amino acids. Gene Ontology annotation, molecular function: copper ion transmembrane transporter activity. The record is from RefSeq and is a predicted model, not a curated record. Gene Ontology annotation, cellular component: plasma membrane. Gene Ontology annotation, biological process: intracellular copper ion homeostasis; copper ion transmembrane transport.